Cydia pomonella (codling moth) is the source of this 1134-nucleotide messenger RNA. RefSeq lists its product as uncharacterized. NCBI's taxonomy places the organism in Eukaryota, Metazoa, Arthropoda, Insecta, Lepidoptera, Tortricidae. The record is from RefSeq and is a predicted model, not a curated record. The transcript is spliced from 4 exons. Bases 192 to 701 code for a protein of 169 amino acids.
UACAUAGGUACAUUGCAACUUAAUAUAAAGCUUGUAAAUACAACUUUUUGCUCAGGAACGGAGUAAGACUCGUGCAGAGGAAGUUCGCGCAAGGUGUACCCAUUCCAGCGAGCAGCAUCAGCGUCGCGCCUACACCGCCGGAGCGCAAACCGGACCCACCUUACUCUCCCAAAAAUGUCUACCACAACAACAUGUCCGCUCGGAACCUGCUCGACAUUGUGUCUAUUCAAAACAUACACAAACACAAGCAAGAACCACUCGUGGUGCUCGAACGUCUUCGAGACGACGAGAUACCGUCGCCCGUCUUGCCGAACGGACGGUGCGUCCGACCAAGGAUCCGGGUGCCCUUGAGACGCCGGAAGGUCAAGGGCAACAAGGGCAACAUGUGCCUGAGGUCAGGCAAGCGCAAGUCCACUGAUGCCGGCAAGGGGCCCACUAAGAAACGAAAGAAGCUGUCCUCGGAGUCCACGGACGACAUACCGCUCGUCUACUAUUUCAACAACCGGCCUGCCAAGCCGCAUAAUAGACAGCACAGACAGAAGGACAUCACAGUUACAGACAAAAAACAAAAAGCGCCAGUCAGAGAGAAACGUACGCCAGCACCAAAGAAAACGGUCACCAAAGAGCGAAGCGACUCCACGGUUGACAAACCACCUUCAAGGGCAGAGUCCAAAGGUAAACAUACACUUAAACUGUUAUAAAUACAAUAUAAUCACAUGUUGCUGGUGGCCUAGCGGUAAGAGCGUGCGACUUGCAAUCCGGAGGUCGCGGGUUCAAACCCCGGCUCGUACCAAUGAGUUUUUCGGAACUUAUGUACGAAAUAUCAUUUGAUAUUUACCAGUCGCUUUUCGGUGAAGGAAAACAUCGUGAGGAAACCGGACGAAUCCUAACAAGGCCUAGUUUACCCUCUGGGUUGGAAGGUCAGAUGGCAGUCGCUUUCGUAAAAACUAGUGCCUACGCCAAAUCUUGGGAUUAGUUGUCAAGCGGACCCCAGGCUCCCAUGGGCCGUGGCAAGAAUGCCGGGACAACGCGAGGAAGAAGAAAUACAAUAUAAUCACGUCUAUUUCCAGGGUAGGCUGAUACCACGGAUUUCCUCUUGCUACGAUCCUGACAUACCUCUUUCGCUUCCUUCAC